This is a messenger RNA of Syngnathoides biaculeatus (alligator pipefish), 3432 nucleotides long. RefSeq names its product ring finger protein 10 (gene rnf10). Gene Ontology annotation, molecular function: transcription cis-regulatory region binding; metal ion binding. The transcript is spliced from 17 exons. The record is from RefSeq and is a predicted model, not a curated record. Gene Ontology annotation, biological process: positive regulation of transcription by RNA polymerase II; positive regulation of myelination. NCBI's taxonomy places the organism in Eukaryota, Metazoa, Chordata, Actinopteri, Syngnathiformes, Syngnathidae. Bases 381 to 2738 code for a protein of 785 amino acids.
GGUCUCUCGGGAAAAUUCUGUGGCGACCCGUCGCCAUUAGUGCAAGCGCGUAAAACUAUAUUUUUGGAACAAAUUACAUUGAUACAGUCACACUGUCAGGGAUAAUUUCAUCAUCGGCUUGGCUAAGUCUUGGCCUGAUCGAGAAGGAGCUUCAUCUUGGGGGUCUUGGCCCCGCGUGGCGAAUUCUCGUCCUCUUUCCUCAAAGCCUUUCUAACUUGAGACGCCGAAAUCGUGUCUCUUGUUUUUUUUCCCCUCUGGAUUAUUUUGUCGUAAAGAUGUCGCCGUGAUGGGUUGUCCGCGUUUGAGCGAUAUGAAUCAGGGCCUUUGCCGCCUGACUCGCACUCAUUACAGCCCACUUUCUUCCUUAGUUUUUUCGUUUUAUGCUCGAGGGCUCCGCAGCUCUCAGCUCGAAGCUUGGCCUCGUUCACUGCACGGAAACAAACAUGGAGAAGAAUCCGAACAACAACAACAACAGCAGCAGCAAUACCAAGGUUCCACCUCGUUCCAACUCCUCUGGUCCAAGCUCGGGGGAGUCUAAACCCAAAGCAGAAGGUAAGAAUAAUGGAGGUGCUAAGCGGUAUAGCCGCAAGCGGGAGCCCUCCUUUCCCAAAGCAGAAAACUUUUCUGGCCUGCGUCGCACCAAUCCACAGAAAAACAAGAAUUUUGACAAGAGACCCCCCCAGAGAGGUGGAGGACGCCAAUAUGGUAUUGCAGGUGGAGGACGACGUGAGGAGGUAGCAGAGACGCGCCGGGCAGAGUUUAGCCCGGCUCAGUUUGCUGGACCGAAAAAAAUAAGCCUGAACCACCUGUUGAACUUCACCUUUGAACCUCGUGGAGGUAGUGGGGCUGUCGGAGAUGGAGGUUACUCAUGUUGGGGACGCCGAAAUAAAUGGGGUCAUAAACACAAGCCCUUUAACAAGGAGCUUUUCCUGCAGGCCAAUUGCCAGUUUGUGGUGACUGAUGACCAGGACUACAAGGCUCACUUCACUGAUCCAGAUACUCUGGUCAACUGGGACUGUGUGCAGCAAGUGCGAAUCUACAGUCAUGAGGUUCCGUCUUGCCCCAUCUGCCUCUACCCACCUGUGGCAGCUCGCAUUACACGCUGUGGGCACAUCUUCUGCUGGCCUUGCAUUCUGCACUACCAGUCUUUAAGUGACAAGACUUGGUCAAAGUGCCCAAUAUGCUAUGAGGCUGUUCACACAGUGGACUUGAAGAGUGUGGUUGCUAUGGAGACCAGGCAGUAUUUGGUUGGUGACAUAAUAACCAUGCGCCUCAUGCGGAGAGAAAAGGGAGUUGUGGUGGCCAUGCCAAGCUCUCAGUGGGUGAAAGUAGAGGAGCCUGUACGAUUUGGAGACGUUUCUUUGAGUCCUUAUUCCAAGCUGCUGCUAACCUCCUCCACCCAAGUCCUUAGCCUGGUGGCAGAGGAGAAGGCAGUUCUUCAGGCUCAGCUAAGCCAGGAAGAGGAUGGUCAAGGCUGCUUUAUUCAGAGUGCUCUUUGCCAUUUGCAGGAGCUGGAGGAAAUGAUAAAGCAGCAGCAGCCGCCAAAUGCAGACAACCGCCUUGAGUUGUCUUCUUUCGCUCUUAAGAAACCUGCUUCUCCUGUAGAUGGAGUGAUGGCCAGUAACAGCUUUUCCAAGUCUGUGCUACAGUACUCAUCUGCGUUUGAUGAAGUGGAAGAAGUUUCCACUGAAGAGUUUACGGCAUGUCCUAAAGAUGCUUUGGAAAGUGUGAUUGAGGAGCCUCCUGAUGCUGUGUUAAAUUCAGCACCGCAACCCCUUUCUGAUGAGGAAAAAACUACUAAAGAGGCAGAGCCAGGUCACACUCAAACUAGCCAGGUGCACGGACCCUUCUAUUAUUUCUACCAAGCUGAGGACUGCCAGCAGAUGUUCUUGCAUCCUGUGAAUGUACGUUGUUUGUUGAGGGAAUAUGGGAGCUUGGAGGCCAGCCCAGACUCCAUCACUGCCACAGUGGUGGAGAUUGAGGGACACACAGUCACAGAGGAGAUCCGCCGUCGCCAUCGUUAUCUGUCUCAUCUGCCACUCACCUGUGAGUUCAGUAUCUGUGAGUUAUCUUUGCAGCCACCAAUUCUGUCCAAGGAAACCAUGGACACAUUUGAAGAUGAAUUGGAGAAAAGAAAGCGCCUGAGACAGAAGAAAGCAAGAGAUGAGAAGCGUAGAGAGAAACGCAUUGAAAUUGAAGAGAACAAGAAGCAGGGUAAAUAUCCCGAGGUGCACAUUGGACUAGAGAACCUUCAACAUUUCCCGGCCUUCGGUUCCCCUCCUCUCAGCAGCAAUCCCCUGGUCCAUUCUGAUUUGACUUCAGUUCCUCUGUCUCCCCUUAGCAGCAGUCCUUCCUCUGUUGGAAUGACAUUCCCAAGUCUGAAUGGACAAAGCUCUCCUAGUGUGGGAAGUGUUGAGGAGGACUCUCACGGCAUGUCUUUUGCACAGAUGUUGAGAGAUGGGAAAGCUCGAGCUGAUGGGCCUCGAAUCACCACACAGAAAGGUACCCUGUUACCGCCGCCAGCACCAGACAGUGACGGAGAGAGUGAUGGGUCAGACCGUGUUCCGGUGCCUAAUUUUCAGAACUCUUUCAGCCAAGCAUUUGAGAAGGCACUUCUGGAGUUGGACUAUCCAGAAUGUUCUCCACAACCCGUGGUUGUCUCAGAUGAGAGGGGAGGAAAGAAGAAAAAGAAGAAACAGAAACUUCUCUUCAGCACAUCCAUGGUUCACACAAAGUAGACGCUAAAUUAAUGUAGUUUGGUUUCUCGGAUAACUUCUUUAAUUUUCCUGCAAACCUCUCUGGAAGUUCUAAAUUUUGGGAAAAAAUUUAAGUACACCCAAAUGUUAUACUGUGUUGGUUAUUGUAGUCACCAAGAUUGUGUUUUCCCAGUUCUUUUAUUUACAUUUUGUGCAAAUUCCUUUGGGUGCUGUGUGGAAAUGAGGUUGUGUUACUAACAUUGGAUGAGAUAAAUUUGGGGUGCUUUAUGAUAUGAAUUGCAGUCAGCCAGCUGCAGGUACAUUGCACCUUGAAAUCUUUCCAGGAUUCUCAGUCCUCAGAUGUACCAGAGCUAGUACACUCAUCAAACAAGCAAGAUUUUCCCUUGAAGUACAUUUGGGUUUAGACUAUUGGUCAAGUAUUUUGUGACCAUUUGUAAACACGCCCAGUGUGUGGAGUGGUAAUAGUUUUGGAAUAAUGAGAUUAUUUCUUAUAGUUCAGCAAAGCUCCAUCAUAAUUUUGCAGUAAACCAUAAUUAAUGCACAUAACUCUUAUUUCUUUCCUGUUUGUUGACUUUUGUUCAGAAUAUUGAUUUAGGUUUCAAUGUUGCAAUUGUGUGAAGCUGGAGAAUGCUGAUUUGAACAGUCCUGGAUUCACCUUUAUUUUGAGCAAAUGCAUAGUCGUAUGAAAUGAAUAAACAAGUAUGCACAAUCAAAA